UCUCUCUCUCUCUCUCUCUUUCUGUGAAUCGAUCUGUGUGCGCAGAAAGAAAGUUGGGAUGUUGAUCUUCAAGGGAGUUAUGAAGCCACUGAAGGCUCUCUUCCUUCAUUUCAUUGAGCCAGAUUUCCAUGAGGUUGUCUCCAGGAUGUCCCUCAUUGAUAAGCUUCUCUUCUUGAUGGUUCACUCCAUAGACAAGAUGGGACUGUGGCACCGGCUGCCGGUGAUAUUAGGGUUGUUCUACCUGGGGAUGCGUCGCCGUCUGCACCAGCAAUACAACCUUCUGAACGUGGGAGCCACCCCAGUCGGCGUGCGCUUCAACCCCGUCGACUACCCCUACCGGACGGCCGACGGCGAGUUCAACGACCCCUUCCAAAACGAAGCAGGCAGCGAAGGCCAGUUCUUCGGCAGAAACAUGCUCCCGCAGGACCAGAAGGACUCGCUGAUGAAGCCGGAUCCUGCGGUUGUGGCCACCAAAUUGCUUGCCAGGAAGAAGGUGAUCGACACGGGAAAGCAAUUCAACAUCAUUGCAGCGUCCUGGAUCCAGUUCAUGGUACACGACUGGAUCGACCAUCUUGAAGAAACCAACCAGAUGGAGCUGGGGGCGCCUGCGUCGGUGGCAAGCCAGUGCCCUCUCAAGUCCUUCAGGUUCUACAAGACAAAGGAGGUGCCAACAGGAUUUUAUGAUAUCAAAACUGGACACAUCAACAUACGCACGCCUUGGUGGGAUGGGAGUGCUGUAUAUGGGAGCACGGCGGCCAAGUUGGCGAAGGUGAGGACGUUUAAGGACGGGAAGCUGAAGGUUCAGGAGGAUGGGCUGCUGCUCCACGACGAGCAGGGGAUUGCCUUGUCCGGGGACGUGCGGAACAGCUGGGCAGGGGUGUCCGUUCUGCAGGCCCUCUUCAUCCUGGAGCACAAUGCCGUCUGCGAUGCCCUCAAGAAAGAAUAUCCCCAUCUCAACGACGAGGAACUGUAUCGACACGCCCGGCUGGUUACUUCAGCAGUGAUUGCUAAGGUUCAUACGAUCGACUGGACUGUGGAAUUGCUAAAGACCGACACUAUGUACGCUGCCAUGCGGACCAACUGGUAUGGUCUGCUGGGGAAGAAAUUCAAGGACACAUUUGGCCAUUUGGGCAACCCUGAGUUGAGUGGGUUCAUUGGCACGUACAAGGCGGAGAAUCAUGCGGUUCCUUACUCAUUGACAGAGGAAUUUACUGCGGUUUACAGGAUGCAUUCCCUUCUCCCUGAUUCUCUCCUUGUUAGGAGCAUCCACCUACCUGCAGGAAAAGACAAGUCACCUCCAGUACUUGAAGAGGUUCCAAUGGCCGAUCUAGUGGGACUGAAAGGAGAGAAGAAGCUCAGUGAGAUUGGGUUCACACCACAGUUAGUCUCAAUGGGCCACCAAGCCUGUGGUGCACUAGAGCUCUGGAACUACCCCUUGUUUUUAAGGGACCUUAUUGCUCAAAAUGUUGAUGGUUCUGAGAGACCGGAUCAUGUCGACAUGGCGGCACUAGAAGUCUAUCGGGAUAGGGAGAGAGGUGUGGCAAGAUACAACCAGUUCCGCAGAAACUUGCUAAUGGUUCCAAUUAAGAGAUGGGAAGACCUUACCGACGACAAGGAGGCCAUUAAAGUGCUCCGAGAGGUCUACGACGACGAUAUAGAGAAGAUGGAUAUCUUGGUUGGCCUCAUGGCAGAGAAGAAGAUCAAAGGCUUCGCUAUCAGCGAAACUGCUUUCUUCAUCUUCCUUUUGAUGGCAUCCAGGCGAUUGGAGGCUGACAGAUUCUUCACAAGCUACUUCAAUGAGGAAACAUACACGAAGAAGGGGCUUGAAUGGGUGAACACCACGGAGAGCCUCAAGGAUGUGAUAAAGAGGCAUUACCCGAAGAUUACAGAAACAUGGCUGAACGCCUCUAGUGCCUUCUCUGUAUGGGAUGCCCCUCCGAAUGCUGAGAACCCUGUUCCCCUCUAUCUUCGCGUGCCUCACUAGAAGGCUCUUUCUGCAUGCAUGUGUGUGUGUAUGAAAGGAGCACCUAUAAGUUUAUAGAGGAAUGAGUUACUCGUUCUGCAGUUCCAGCGUCAUUGUGUUAGGCUUGUGAAUUUGUACUUUUUCUGAAUGCUUGUAAUAAUAUGUACGUGUGCAAGGUGAGACUGAGGAUCUUUUACAUAAUGUCUUUUAGUUAGAGACGUGCUCAAAUACAUAUAGAUUUUCAGCAUGUAUGUCAUUCAUUAAAGGAUCUGUAAGUUUAAAUCCUGUUUCAUGUUAUUUCAAUAAAUUGCUCGUUUCACUUA
Messenger RNA from Nymphaea colorata (pocket water lily), 2286 nucleotides. RefSeq names its product alpha-dioxygenase PIOX. The transcript is spliced from 10 exons. The record is from RefSeq and is a predicted model, not a curated record. Lineage: Eukaryota; Viridiplantae; Streptophyta; Magnoliopsida; Nymphaeales; Nymphaeaceae. Gene Ontology annotation, molecular function: heme binding; oxidoreductase activity, acting on single donors with incorporation of molecular oxygen, incorporation of two atoms of oxygen; peroxidase activity. Gene Ontology annotation, biological process: response to oxidative stress. The coding region runs from base 59 to 1984 and encodes 641 amino acids.